AUGUCGACAAACAAAGCGCGAGAAAGGCGUAUUCAGCGAGAAACCGUAAAUGCUCUCAAAAAUCCGCCCGAGGGGGUGGUUGUCACUAUAGAUGAAGAGAAUUUGGACCAUUGGAACGCCAUUAUAGACGGACCACCUGACACUCCAUAUGAAGGCGGAAAGUUCCAAUUAGACAUAUUCCUUCCCGCUGAGUUUCCAUACAAGCCACCAAUGAUUAAGUUUGCGACUCGUGUAUACCACCCCAACAUUUCGUUUUUCGGCAAAAUCUGUUUGGACACGUUGAAAGAAAGUGGGUGGGUCUGUUCAAUGCAAAUCACUGCUGUGCUUCAGACAAUCCAACAAUUACUUGCCAACCCUAACUUAGACGACCCACUCAAUUUGGAAGUGAAUGGACUUUGGACUUCGAACCCGACUCAAGCAAAAAUGAAUGCAAGAGAUUACACAAGACGAUUUGCCCAUGCAUAA
Messenger RNA from Entamoeba invadens IP1, 465 nucleotides. Its product is annotated as ubiquitin-conjugating enzyme E2, putative. NCBI's taxonomy places the organism in Eukaryota, Evosea, Mastigamoebida, Endamoebidae. The record is from RefSeq and is a predicted model, not a curated record. The coding region runs from base 1 to 465 and encodes 154 amino acids. The transcript has a single exon.